Messenger RNA from Panicum virgatum (switchgrass), 408 nucleotides. RefSeq names its product protein SRC2 homolog. The transcript has 2 exons. The record is from RefSeq and is a predicted model, not a curated record. NCBI's taxonomy places the organism in Eukaryota, Viridiplantae, Streptophyta, Magnoliopsida, Poales, Poaceae. The coding region runs from base 1 to 408 and encodes 135 amino acids.
AUGGUGCGGGCGAGUCUUCUCGCCGUGCACGACGCCGUAGCCAGCGGGGGCCACCUCAGCCCCGUGGCCGUCGUGGUGCUCGCGGUGGCCGCGACGGUGGCCGUGGCGGCGAUCGCAGCGUUCGGGUGCGCGCAGGGCGCCAAGAAGAAGCCGCCCAGGCAGAACAACGUCGUCUACUACGGCCAGGGAUACCCGCCGCCCCCCGCGGGGGCGUACGGCUACCCGGCGCAGCAGCCGCCCCCCGGCUACGGCUACGCGUACCCGCAGCAGCAGCAGAGCGCCGGGAGGCCCGCCCGAAGCGGGCUCGGGUCCGGCGCGGCGGGGCUCGCCGUCGGCGCGGUCGGGGGGCUGGCCGCCGGCGCGGUCAUCGGCUCGGCGCUCAGCUCCGGUGGAGGCGGAAUGCGCUAA